Glycine soja is the source of this 2772-nucleotide messenger RNA. RefSeq lists its product as uncharacterized. Gene Ontology annotation, biological process: intracellular monoatomic cation homeostasis. The coding region runs from base 250 to 2406 and encodes 718 amino acids. Lineage: Eukaryota; Viridiplantae; Streptophyta; Magnoliopsida; Fabales; Fabaceae. The transcript is spliced from 14 exons. Gene Ontology annotation, cellular component: mitochondrial inner membrane. The record is from RefSeq and is a predicted model, not a curated record.
UAUUUUUGUUUUAAGGUUUUGUUAUUUACCAACUUAACAUUAAUUAGCAAGCAAAACAGCUAACAGGAGCUAAAUCCUAAGGGCAAUGUAUAGCACAUUGGAUAAUGAAGUGAAUCAAUUAUAAAUUAGUCUCUCUCUCUCUCUUUCUGAGCCUCGAUGCCACCGCUCUUACAUUAAUCCAUUAUUAUCUAUAUGUUCCAACAUGCCUAAUCUUUUUCCUUUUUCUCUUCUCUUUCUUUUCCUCUUUCCAUGGCUACUCACUUCAAUCUGCAACACCAACUAUUUAACUACUCAUCCGUGGGAUUAGAUAUCAGACAAAGAACAACGGCUUAUGCCAAUUCAAAUGCAUUAUAUGAGAGAAACAACAAUUCUUUGAAUAGUGGCCUGCUAGUUGGAUCUCUGUCUGUAUGUUACACAUCCUUAAAGAAGUGCUCAUCAUUGGCAGCAUCAACUAAGGCUCAUUUUUCCUGUACUGAUGAUCAAAGCAAAGAAGCAGAUGAGGUUACCAAUGUUACAUCCACUAGUCAGGGAAUGAAAUUUAAUAGGGUGGAUUGUGUUGUGUGGUUAUUGCAUGAAUCUUCCAGGAGCUUUUCCGAAGCAAUCAACUCGCUCGGACUAGCAAGGAGUGGUCCAGCUCUUGCAAUGGCUUGGAUUGGGAAGGAUGUGCAUGAAUGGCAUAGACGUAUUGCUUAUCAGGUUGCAGUUCAUGCUUUAAUUAAAGCAGCAAUUGGUUUGGAGAUAUUGCUUUCACAUGAACGGCUAAAUGAAUUUUCCCCUGUUAAAGAGAUUCUGAGCCCAAUAAUGAAUCAAAUAGGAGAGCACAUUGAAAUUCGACUGAAAAUGAAGCAUCCGUAUUUGGUGCAGUGGUUUAGAGAGACUGAAAUGCCACGAAUAGCUGGAUAUUUUAUUCCACUUCUAAAAAAGUGGUCUGUGGAAUAUGCAGGAAGCGGUAUUGCAGGAAUUAUUGUGGCUAUAACCUGUUGUAGUGCAGUGGUGAAAUUGGGCGCUAGGCGCAUCUGCUGCCCCUUACUUGUAUUGUCUCUUGAAGAUGUUUUGGUCAAGCUCAUGGAUUUCUCACUCAAUCUUGCACCUGUGGACAAGUUACACCGGUUAGCAACUGAGGCGGGAUUUGAACUGAAUUUCUUGUCCCAUUUUGGUGGGAAGGUCUUUCCCAAUGAGAAAACUGAGGACCUAGAGUUUUUGAUUGGUUUGGCCCAUAAGAAAUUAUUGAAAGCUUUCUGUGAAGAAAGCAUCACUUCAAAGAAGCAAAAUUUUCAGCAAAAGAUACAAGCAGAUAGCUUGGCCACAUUGGGACUUUUUACAUAUCUUGGAAGAAGGACUAGAAUAUUUUUGUCAGCAAUGGGCAUUAAGGAUCUUGACGGAGUAAUUAUGAACUUCCUCAGUUACUUGGAAUGUGGAAUUCUUUUUGUUUAUCCAGAAUUUUCCUCCAUUCGAGUGUAUCAGUGUUUCAUGGAGGUGGUAACUGAUGAGAUAGGAUGGCUUGAUUUUUAUGGUUCAUAUGUUCAAAUAAAUUGCAAGGAGAAAAGGUCUAAACAUAAUGCUCGCCAGGCAGAGAAAGAGAUAAUUUCUUCUGUAGUGUUUACUGUGUGCUAUGAUGUUUUCUCUGGAUUUGCACACUUCAAUCGCUCAACUCAACAAUCAUUGGACACAGCUUCGCGCUCAUACUUGCUUCGUUGUCAGGGUUUGUUAAGUAUUUGUCUGCAAUAUCACUGGGCUGCUUAUGACAAUUCAGGUGAAUCACUAAAUACUGCGGAUCAUGCUGCAUUUGACAACCAUACAUCAUAUAUGGGAAGUAUAAAUGGACCCAAGUUACCUCUGGUGUUUGAAGUGCAGCAGAUGCCACAUGAUUUAACUACAGAAGGAUGUCCAAAGAACAAUUUUCAAAACAGUUGUAUAUUCAAUAAGGCUCCAAUUUCAGCAAUCACGAAUAAGAAAACAUACGAGGAAGAUACCUGUGUCGACAAGUCAAAUCCUCAGCAUGAAAGUUUUAUCAAGAGAUACAGCAUCAAGUUGGCAUCCACAAGUGCAGACCUCUGGAUGGGUAUUGUAUUGCUCUUCAUAGACAUUAUGGUUGCUUUAGAAAUACUUGUAAGGCAAGUGCACGGCUGCAAGGCUUCCGGGAGUCAAAGAAAGAGACUAAACAGAACCAUGACUGACAUUAUUGUGCUAAUUCCAGUGACAAUCUUGAUGCUAAUUCCUGUAACAGCUGUAGGCCAUGCAGCUAUUCUAGCAGCUAUCAAGAAGUAUAUGCCAUGCUUGAUCCCAUCCUCUUUUUCUUCAGAGCGGUUGGAUGUUGUAAAGCAAAUAAAGCGAACUAGAGAGAUGGGUUAUCAGUUACAUUUGGCUCAGUUUGACCUUGAAGAUCAACCAGCAACCACUUCUUGACUAUGAACGAGUCUCGGUUGCAUUUGGUUCAGUGCUUAAUCAUUCGAAUUAAACUUAGUAGUGAUUAGUUCAAACCUUAGAGUCGCUAAUAAUUGCAAAGAACUUCCAAGUUGCAUCAGUACCCAAAGAGUUUAGGUAUAUUUGGAUAGCCGUUAUAAAAGAUAUUUUUGGGUGCUGAACGUACUUUUGGAGGAUACUCUUGUAUCUUUUGUUCUGAACGGGCUUUUGGAAGGAGUGUAAAAGUUAUCCAAACAUGCACCUAGUCUGCAAUGUCGGUGAGAAUACCAUUGAUUAUAGACAAAAGAAUACGCCUAAUAUUCAUCUAUCUAUUGAUUUUCUAAUAAAUAGAUGAUCGCAUUAUUUAAA